Lichtheimia ornata is the source of this 7938-nucleotide messenger RNA. RefSeq lists its product as uncharacterized. Gene Ontology annotation, biological process: phosphorelay signal transduction system; peptidyl-serine phosphorylation. NCBI's taxonomy places the organism in Eukaryota, Fungi, Mucoromycota, Mucoromycetes, Mucorales, Lichtheimiaceae. Gene Ontology annotation, molecular function: ATP binding; protein serine/threonine kinase activity. The transcript is spliced from 6 exons. Gene Ontology annotation, cellular component: cytoplasm; nucleus. The record is from RefSeq and is a predicted model, not a curated record. Bases 1 to 7938 code for a protein of 2645 amino acids.
AUGGAGUCCACCAACAACGAUAAACCGGGUGACCCAUCACCGCCUCCAUCCUCAUCAAUCACGUCAUCCAAUGCCUCUUUAGCAAGAAGAGAAUCGACAAUGACCCACCCGCAUGCUUCUCCAGCUUCCGAUCCCUCCGUACAAUCGAGCCCGAUUUCAACGAGUCCACCUACCACCUCCAACACACCUUCAUCGUCCACCUCCACCAAAGUGCGUAGUGUGCCAAUACCACAACCACUCCUUUUGAAAAGACGCACCAGCCGAUCAUCUUUCUCGUCAUCGUGUGAAGAUUCCAAUGAGCAACCAGCAACGACUGCAACCACCAGUAGAAAGCAACAACGUUCUUCAUUUCAAAUAACACCUUCUACAAUGCAUCCAUCACCGACAGGCAGUGAAGCUUCUUCUCAACAACAGCAACAACAUCAACACCAACAGAGUACACUUGCACGCAAGGUUCCUAUGGAAGCUGGAUAUAGCAGUAGCCCUGGCAGUGAAACAGAACCCUUUACCGCAGCACAUUUAAGCGCGUCUUCUUCACAUCAAAGUUGUCCUCGAUCACCAAAGCAACUUCAAUCGAGUGGAGCCUAUUCGCCAAGAUAUGCAAGUCCUCCUGCUGGAAGUGGUGGAAAAUACAUGGUCAAAUCAAAGCGUGCCAGUUGGAUUGAUGGUAGCGCUGCCAGUAGUAGUGGAUCAACAUCACAACAACAACACCCAGCUGUCAACCCAGAUGGUACGAUUCCGCCAUCACCCUCCACACCCAUCACUGAAAGUUUACGAUUAGCCAAAAGCAGAAAGGGAUCCAUGGUCGAUGGGUUAAAUAUCACAUCAUCAGCUUCAUCACCUGUUGGGUCACCAAAAAUGAUGAUGAUUCCUAAACGUACUAGUACAGCAGCAGCAGCAGCAGCAGUGGAUCACCAUGAACAGCAACAACCUGAUAUACCACCAAUGACUCGUCCUUCAAUAUUGGCUCACAAAUCAGGAUCCAUAUCGAAAUUACGUGAAGCAAGGAUCGAUCAUUUGACUACACCUACUUCAUCAGCAUCAUCAUCAUACACGGAUCAAUCGUUUAUGCGACCACCACCUAAACGAUCAUCAUUCAUUGAUAACAACAUUGGAGACACUGAUGACAUGGCUUCUACGACUUCAACGGAUACGCACAGCAUCUCAUCACUUCAAUGGUAUGGAUCCAAGCGACAAAGUAAUACUAGUCAGCAGCCUGGUGUGCCCUAUCAUGAGCGACGAGCAUCUUCCAUUUCAUCAGUGGUCACGGAUUCAAGCAUGUUGACGGAUGAAUAUUAUUCACCUGCAUCGUCACCACGAUUAUUCCAAUCGCCUCGAGGAGGAAGUCCAACUACUCAUUUGGAACGAGGCAAAAUGUCAGCAGCAACACGAUAUGAAACCAAUUCUGGAUCAUCAUCACCAUCCAAUCCAUCAGCAUCAGCGAGCUAUACUGCACAUGGAUCAUCACAACGUGCGAGUCGAAGAUCGUCUAUGAACAUGUUGAAAAACAUGUCCAACUCUGAAUUGGCUGGUAUUGUCAGUGGUGCUUUACCGAAUCCAGUGGCCGAUACCCCACCUACAGCAUCUUCUUCAUCUUCAGCAGCACCACCACAGCCACCACCAUUGACCAUUCCAGUGGGAUCCAAUGCAUCAACGGGUACGAGUAGUGCAUCACCUGAAGCGAUCAAGAAUGUCAACACAGCGGGUAUUUCAGCCUAUCAACAUUCCUUGCAUUCAUUAUUACGACGACAAUUCUCGAACAAACGAAUGACCAAUCGACGAUCCAUGUCAUCUUCGGUAGAUACGCCACCUGAUGGAAGUGGACGAUUGACAAGUAGCAAUCCUGAAGCUGAUAAGGAUGUGGUGGAGAUCAAUCUUGACAGCGAUGAUACCCGUUCCACCGCUGGGACAGCUGCAGAUGGCGAAUCACAUGAUGGUACCUUCGAUAGUCAUCAUCAUGAUCAUCAUCACCUUCAGACACCUAUCUACCCGGCUAUGCUUUUGAAUGCGACACAAAGUGGCUAUGAUUUUGAUGCUGAGCAUGAUCGACUUUCGUGUCAUCCACUCGCCGUCAAUGCAAGUACAUCAGCACCUGAAUUGUCUCGAUGGGAACAGGAUGAAGAUAGUGAUUAUUUUAUCCAAUGUGAAGAAUCCCCUUCAACAUGCGGUCAAUCACUCUUUGAAACGGAUGAGGCAUAUGGAGAACGUCUUUAUUUGUCACGCACAGCCAAGUUGAAACGAUGGUGCUCGUUCCGGUCCAAAGAAAGUGAUCAUCACCAUUUACGAUCAUCACCACGCCCUAUGGCUCAAUUAUCAAGAGUCAAAGAACAGGAUCGUCCUCAUAUGCCAAAGAUCUUGGUGACCAGUGAAGAAAUCGAUCAAGAUGCUGAUGGAGAAGCUUUACAUGAAAACGACAAGUUGAGGAUUGUGAAUGAUAUUCCAUGGGUGGAUUGGCUUGAAGAAUAUCGGGUGAUCAAAGAUGCUGAAAUGGAAAGACGACGAUCCACAGGCUCACAACCCGAAAAAGAGACACCCCAUCAUCAUCAUCAUCAUCGAUCGGUGACUCAAAGGCUGGCAGAAUGGUGGCAUAUUGUCAAGUCUUCAGCAGAAGGAUACACCACAUCUCAUCAUGUUCCUCAUGUACGUCGACAUAGUGAUAUGCAUUGGGGAUUCUCAAAAAUGGAACAUCAUCGCCGAUCGAGUUUAUCUUUGGAAAAGGAUCAUUCUAUUGAAUCAUCGACCAUGUUUGAGAAGCCUAAGCUACGACGUUGUCUCACUUCACCCACUGAAAAUGAUUUGAGUGCCGAAGCACAUAAAGUGGCAGCAACACAACAAGCAGCACCACCACCACCACCACCAUCAUCCACAUCAACAUCACGUGACCAGGACAUGGAAUCACCAAUCGCUGCUGAUUAUCCAGAUGUCAAGUCUGCCACAACACCUCGAAUUUCACCGAGAAAAACAGCUUCACAUACAACAUCACACGUUGCUGGUUAUCGAUUCAAUAAUCCUGUGGGUCAACGAUCAGGUUUAUUUGGACGACUUGGAAAAAUAUUUGGCAUCAACAGUGAAAGCGAUGAUCGGCAUUCGUCUUUACGUGUACAAAACACCAUUCGAUCUCGUUUACAGAAUGCCAAAGAUCAAUGUGACUUGACAAUGCGAAGUAUCAUUGAUGAUUUGAAUGAAUACGUCGAGCGUGGUUUGCAAUACGUCGAGGACAUGGAUGAGAUUCUCGAACGAGGCGUUCAAGACAUGAGCAGUGGUGAAGAAAACGUGAGCGAUACGGAUACCGAAUAUGGGACUGUUGUCAACGAUGCUGCUGCCACCACGCCUACUACAGCUACCCCAGUGGAUAUGCAUUACAAUCAAACAACGAAUACCGCACAACAAAGGCGAUCACGUACGUUGCCCACAGCAUUGCAAGAUAUCCAGGAACAAGAAGAGACCGAUGAUCACCCUCCACCUCCUCCAGUUGACGAUGGUCAUUAUGCUGAAGAUGCUUCUUCUCAAGUCAACAACAUGGUUACUCUUAUCAGCGAGGAUUCAUAUCUGCCAACUCCUUUCAUCUUAACGCUUCAAGAUCUCAUUGCUCUUGCACAAAGUGUCAUGGAUACCCCAUUGGAUGUUUUUCUUGAAUACAGUGGAUCAUGUGCUGAGCUUGUUUCCAAGAUCCAAAUGAUUGGUACAGCAUGGGAUCAGCAUCCUGAAUGGCCUUGUCGUGAAUGGUAUGUCAAGUUGCUAUUGAGCGUGGCUGCAUUGAAUCGUGUGCUUGAUUGGUGGGAAGCCGAGCGUGCAUUUUGGGCGGCAGGUCAACAAUCAUCACCUGCUAUACGACCAGCAAGCGAUGUUGAUACAGGAACAACAACCGAUUUGGAAUCGAUGACGGAAGGGGAUUCAUCCACAGGCUAUGAGCGACAACGAUUCCCAACCAAUAGUAGCAGUGAAGUGGGAUCAGCCAUUCCCUCUCGAUUACUUGCUAGUGGAGAUGAAACGACUUCUAUAUCUUCUGGCGAUGAUGGGGAACGUAUGGAGAUCAUGGAUGAUAAUGCCGAUAUGCAAGAAGCGGAAGGUGCGAAUAGUACGAUUAUCAUGGAAUUGAGCUUGGGCACUGCAGCUGUGCAAUACGUCAGCCCUGUAUGGUUGGAUGUCAUUGGAACCAAAGAUGCUCAAUCUGUGAUGGGAUCCAAUGUUUCCAAAUUUCUGGCACAAGAAGAUCAGCGUGUAUUCACCGAAGCUACCGAAGAAUUGCUUGCUGAUGAUUCACGUACGGUGGAAGUACGAUUCAACAUGAUGACCUCAGAUGACGAUGUUACCGAAAUGGAAGGCAAGGGGAUGUUGAUGUACAAUCGUGUCACGUAUGAACCAAGUCAUACCAUGUGGGUCAUCAAGCCUGUAAGCUCACGCCGUUGGUCCUUGAUUGAACGCAUGCAACCAUCCACGUCUACGUUGUCAUCCAAGUAUGAUCAACAAUCGGUGAAUGACGAUGAGAAAGGUGCACAGGCCAUUAUGCGUAAUCGAUCCAUGUCGGAACCUAAUUUGGAGCCAGCUACUGCCGAUGACACAGCAAUGGAGAUUGAAGAGGAGAACAAUGAGGAAGAGGAUCAACAAGGAACCAUUUCUCGUGAAGCACUCAUGUCACUUCCUCCAGUAUUGUGUCACGUAUGCGAGAGAUGGGUGGUGGCAGCAUUCUUUGAACAGCAUUCGGAGCUGUGUAUCGAGAUUCAUCGCACCGAAAUGGAAGUCAAUAUAUGCAACGACAAUUUGCGUGAUCUGCGAUCCCAUGUGUUGGAGGUUUCUGAGAAUACAAAGAAUGAUAUCGCCGGCUUGUUGGAGGGAAAGGCAGCACCUGAAAGUGACACUGGAUCCAUCAAACAAGAGACUUCAGAUCAAGAUUCAAUUUAUGGAGCUGAUUCACUUCCCAUUGAACAAGGACCUACCCCUCUUGAAGAAAAGAGAGCCGAAUUGGAGAUUUAUACCGAUUUGCUUUCCAUUUUGGAUGUUGCUUUGAGCAUAACCAUGCCAGGAAGGAGUGAUGAUGACGAGACAAUGAAUGAGGAUGAAGACAAUGAGCAAGGAAAGCCACACUCUUUACAGUCUCCUCGCUCUAAAAGCAAAAUGGUGCAGAUCCUUUAUUGGAGACCUCCUGCAGCUGAAGGUGGCAAUACUCUUUCUUUGAUUCGUGAGGUGGAGCGAUUGACAAGGAAGAAGGUGGAUGUGGUGAAUCGUAUGCGAGAUCAUUUGGAAUACAACGAACGUGCUCGAACUGAUUUCCAAAAGACGAUGCAACAAGAAGCUGGUUGGUCCGAAUUUGUGCCAUCUGGCAACGAUGAUGAAGCGACUACAAAGCAAGCUCAAGAUACCAAUAUCGAUAAAAGAAUACCGCAAAAGAGAGGACUAUUGAGCAAGCUGAGAUUAUGGAAAUCUAAAGGAGUGGAUCGACUUGCACGACGACAUCGGCGAAAGCAAGCUCGAAAGUCUUCAACAUCAUCUACUACACCCGCACCAACACCACCACCUAAAUCAACACGUCCUUCCGAUCCAUCCAUUCUUGAAGCUGAAAUGAUUGAGACACCAGUAGCAUCACCUGGAUUACGACCUCAAAAAUCAAAGGAUCUCAGUACUGGCAAAUCACCUCUUUCACCAUUACAAGCAUUUAUUCCUCCACGACCUACUCCACCCAGCAUCAAAGACUUUGAUAUCAUUAAACCCAUCAGCAAAGGUGCUUUUGGUUCGGUGUUCCUGGCAAAAAAGAGAUCGACCGGUGACUAUUAUGCGAUCAAGUUCCUGAAAAAGUCCGAUAUGAUUGCAAAGAACCAAGUCAUGAAUGUCAAGGCUGAACGCAUGAUCCUGAUGACACAAACGGAUAGUCCCUUUGUCACCAAGCUCUACUACACCUUCCAAUCCAAAGAUUAUCUCUAUCUGGUGCUUGAGUAUUUGAAUGGUGGCGAUUGUUCAGCCUUAGUCAAAGUCUUGGGAAGCCUUCCAGAGGAUUGGGCGCGUAAUUAUUUGGCAGAAGUGACCUUGGGAUUACAGUUUCUACAUGACAAGAAUGUCAUUCAUCGUGAUUUGAAACCUGAUAACCUCCUCAUUGAUCAAAAUGGUCACUUGAAGCUUACGGACUUUGGUCUUUCACGCAUUGGCUUUUUGAAUCGCCGGGUACGAGAUGAGCUCACCACCGCCAAUGCAGGUUUUGGAAAAGAGAUGGCACCACAACCUACUUCCCCAGCACCUUCACCUUCAGGAUCACAAGAUGAUGGCCCAACAACACCAACCAACAACAAUGGCAUAUACCGGCACUCGUAUUUCAGCUUGUUAUUUGAUGAUGAUCAAACGCCAUCACCCGUUGAACGGCAAACACCGCCACCAGGAAGGAUGGGAGGAGGGCUAUCAGAAUCAAGUACGCCAUCUCGUACCAAUACGGAGCCACCAGAGAUGCCAUUUGGUGCACCUGGCUAUAUGCAAGCGGAGCGCAAUGAUACCAUAAAGAAGGCUGUUGGCACACCCGAUUACCUUGCCCCUGAAAGUAUCCUUGGUACAAGUCAAGAUUCGAUGGUGGAUUGGUGGGCUCUUGGUGUUAUUUGCUAUGAGUUUUUGUAUGGUAUUCCACCUUUCAAUGCCGAGACACCCGACAAGGUGUUUGAAAACAUUUUAUCACGACGCAUCGAUUGGCAUGAGGAUGUGAUUACGGUGUCCCCCGAAGCACGCGAUUUUAUGGAACGACUUAUGACCCUUGAUCCUGAAAAGCGACUUGGUGCUAAUGGUGCUGAGGAAGUCAAGAACCACCCAUUCUUUAAAAGCAUCAAUUGGGAUACUUUGGUUACCGAAUCACCAGCCUUUGUACCGAAAACGGAUGAUAUGGAGGAUACAAUGUAUUUUGAUCAACGUGGAGCAACCAUGCCGGAGGACAAUACCAUUUCAAAUGCUCGUCCGCAAUUGGCCAAGGAUGAAAAGGAUCAAGUGGAAAGAGCCAAUGCUAUUAUUCAAGAGCAGAAUCCUGAAAAUGUGACACAAUUACAAGAUGGACAUCAGCAACGACAAAACAUUCAUUUGAGUGCGAUAUCAUUGAAUCAGGAACAAGAUGCUGUGGCUGAUGAGUUUGGUACCUUUGUCUACAAGAAUCUACCUGUGCUUGAAAAGGCCAAUGAGGAUGCCAUCCGGAAGAUCCGGCAUGAAAGCGGUGCUGCUGGUGACACAAGCAACAAGUCAUCUCCACAAAAAUCGAUUCCACGUCGCAAGUCAAGUACAGCUAUUGAUGCUCAGGGAUCAUUUACACCACCAGCACUUGUACCUUCAUCUUCAUCAUCGACACGAGGGGUCAAGACAAGACUCUCUAUGGAUGUUAUGCAAGCUCAGCAACCUGUCAUGGAAAAGUUAAAGUCGCAAGAGCAACGAUCACGAUCAGCAUCUUCACCUGGUGAGCGUAUUAUGGAUCGACCCUCACCUCCUGUAUCCUCCGAGUCGAGUGGUGGCACACCCAAACUCAAGCAGCUCAAUUGUUUGGUGGUGGAUGAUAAUCCCAUCAGCUGCAAGAUCUUGGAGACCAUUUUACAUACGUUGAAUUCUCGUUGUGUGAUUGCAAGGAAUGGUGCUCAAGCGAUUCGUAGUGCCAUGGGAGAUGUACGUUUUGAUAUCAUUUUCAUGGAUAUUCGUAUGCCAAUCAUUGAUGGUGAAGCAGCCGCACGCAUGAUUAAAUCGACCAACAAUAGUAAUCGAGAUACCCCCAUCAUUGCCGUUACCGCCUAUGAAAGAACAGUGCAAUUGGCAGGAGCCUUUGAUGAUAUUUUGAGCAAGCCAGUGACCAAAACCGUUAUCUAUGAGCGGCUUCAACAAUACUGCGGCUCUUGUUGUGUGGAACAACCUCCGCCACGACCACCCCUGUUUGCACAUUACUCAUCAAGUUCUUCGUUGUCAUCUACAAAAGCUAUCCUACCAGAAUAA